CGAAAGUUGGUUUCAGUAAAGCUUUCGCUUUCGCUUCUAAGAGCGCAUAAACCCUUACUUCUGCAUUUAAGUUUGCGAUGAUCUCAGUAGGAGUUAUUUCUCACACAAACCUUAUUGGAUGAGUUUUGAACCUACUGAUUUAAGCGUGAUGCUAAGCUGAAACGUCGAUCGGUGGCCCAAAAUAAACAGUUUUGCGUUUGUGAAGCGGAUUAAAAGCGCUCGGAACUGAAACGCGCAGCAUGUGCUGAAGAUGGAAGAAGGAGCCAAGUUGCACCUGAAAGAGUGGCUGGUGGCUCAGAUAGAGAGCGACAGCUAUGACGGCCUGUGCUGGGAGGACGAGGACAAGACGAUGUUCAGGAUUCCCUGGAAACACGCAGCUAAGAAGGACUACAAACAGACGGAGGAUGCGGCUCUGUUCAAGGCCUGGGCUGUGUACAAGGGUAAAUAUCAGGAGGGAAGGGACAAAGCAGAUCCCACUAUGUGGAAGACUCGUCUCCGCUGUGCACUCAACAAGAGCACAGACUUUGAGGAGAUUCCUGAACGCAACCAACUGGACAUCACAGAGCCGUACAAGGUCUAUCGAAUCCAGCAGGACAGUUCAUCCACCAAACCAGCAGUGACAAACUACCAGAUGAUGCAUCAGGUGAAACAGUCUCCAAGGAGUCCUGGUUACCAGGACAAGCAGAAGGAAUUGUUUCAGUCAGACAAAGAAGAAAAGACAUGUUCUGAAGUCCUGAUGAGAGAGCACGUGUACUGUGAGGUAAUGGAGAAAAAAAAUCAGAUUCAGGCCCCUGCUCCUGUGAAGUUCCUAAGCCCUACGCUUGUUAUAUCAGAUUUUCGUAUGGAGGUGAGGCUGUUGUACCAAGGCCACAUGGUGACAAAAGUGGUCACCAGUAGCCCAGAUGGGUGCUUCAUUCUACAGGGACGUGUUCCUUUAGGAAAUGAACGGAUCUAUGGACCCUGCUCUGUCCAGCAGAUCUCCUUCCCUUCUCCAGCUUCUGUAUCUCUACCAUCCUUCAUGGCUGAAGCAAUGAAUCGCCUUCUUUGUCACCUGGAACGAGGCGUUCUGUUAUGGGUGGCACCAGAUGGGGUGUUUAUCAAGAGGUUCUGCCAGGGCAGGGUGUAUUGGAGUGGGCCCAUGGCCCAGCACAUCGACCAGCCAAACAAGCUGGAGAGAGAAAAGACUUUCAAACUGCUUGAUAUACCCACCUUUCUUAAUGCGCUUCAGAACAAUCUACAAGGGAAGGGGCAGAUGCCCUCUUAUCAGAUCGAACUCUGCUUUGGAGAAGAAUAUCCAGACCCCAUCGUACCCAAAACCAGAAAGCUCAUCAUGGCGCAAGUGGUUCCCUUGUUUGCUGUAGAACUGAUGCGGAGACUCAACUUGGGACAAAGUCAAGAAAAACGUUUGAAUCUCUCGUCAAACUCAGCAGGAAAGAUGACUUUGGAAGGCUGACUCUGGAACAGCGACCCGGUGAAAUGCAGCUCUGUGAACAAUUUUAAAAACAGUAGGAAUACCAUUUGUGAAGAUGUGCAUUAUAUAUAAUGAAAUGUGAGUGUGUGGUUGACUUAUGUGCAAGGUAUUAAGCGAAACAUAAACAUGUAUUUUUGAACACUGUAUACGCCUAGAAAUGAAAACCAAAAUAAGAAUAAAUAAGUAAGUGGACUAGUCUUUUUUCUGAUGACCUUUCACCUCUCAGGCUUCAGAGUCUCUACGCCAUCACGCAUUUCAGAAGGGUUGUGGGUGUGCAUGCAAAGUGCAGCUAAAAACACGCUUAUGACAUAGUAAUGUAAAUGAUUUUCUUCGUUUUCAUCGAUGUUGAUCUGAAAUUUGAAAGAUAAUACAUACUAAUCUAGAUUUCUAUUUCUAAUAAGAAUAAAGUGACACCAGCAAUUCA
Nothobranchius furzeri (turquoise killifish) is the source of this 1895-nucleotide messenger RNA. It is a transcript of the gene irf10, whose product is annotated as interferon regulatory factor 10. Gene Ontology annotation, molecular function: RNA polymerase II cis-regulatory region sequence-specific DNA binding; DNA-binding transcription factor activity, RNA polymerase II-specific; protein binding. Gene Ontology annotation, biological process: immune system process; regulation of transcription by RNA polymerase II. Lineage: Eukaryota; Metazoa; Chordata; Actinopteri; Cyprinodontiformes; Nothobranchiidae. Gene Ontology annotation, cellular component: nucleus. The record is from RefSeq and is a predicted model, not a curated record.